UCUCCCUCCUGAGAAAGUGGCAAACUAGUAAAUUAUCGACUACAUGAGGGCAAUUGUAAAGCUCUGAUAUAUUUAGCUGACCAUUCCACACAAAUUCCUCCAUUUGUACACUCAUCCGCCCAUCUCAUAAUUACUCUAAUUUCCCAUUUUACCCCCUCACCGGCGCUUCUCCGGCUACAGCUGCUCCUCCUCCGGGGACAGAGAUCUGAUCGCUCCUCCUCCAGCGCCAACUUCUGAAUUUUUUUCCUUGAAGCGUCGCUCGUAUUGGUGAUAAUUGCCAGGUAGGAGGAGCUAAUAAGCGGAUUGAGAGUGGUUGUUGUGGUGCUGGACGGCGUCGUUUUGGUGGGAUUUGUAGGGUUUGGAGGUGGAAACGGUGUCGCUUUGGGGGGUGGUGGGUGGUCGGAAUGACGUCGGGGGCGAGGCUGCCGACAUGGAAGGAGAGGGAGAACAACAAGAGGAGAGAGCGGCGGAGGAGGGCCAUCGCGGCGAAGAUUUUCGCCGGACUGAGAAUGUACGGAAACUACAAGCUCCCCAAGCACUGCGACAACAACGAAGUCCUCAAAGCCCUUUGCAACGAGGCCGGAUGGACCGUCGAGCCCGACGGCACCACCUACCGGAAGGGAUGCAAGCCUGUUGAACGCAUGGACAUUGUGGGUGGAUCCGCAUCAGCAAGCCCGUGCUCAUCUUAUCACCCAAGCCCUUGUGCUUCCUACAACCCCAGCCCAGCCUCCUCUUCCUUCCCUAGCCCAGCUUCAUCAUCGUAUGCUGCUAAUCCCAAUGCUGAUGGCAAUUCCCUCAUACCAUGGCUCAAAAAUCUCUCAUCUGCAUCCUCAUCAGCCUCUUCCUCCAAGCUUCCCCAUCUAUACAUCCAUAGUGGCUCCAUCAGUGCUCCAGUUACUCCUCCAUUGAGCUCUCCAACUGCUCGGACUCCCCGAAUCAAAACCGACUGGGACGACCAAUCUGCUCGCCCUGGAUGGGCUGGAGCCCACUACUCCUUCCUGCCCUCUUCGACACCACCAAGCCCUGGCCGUCAGAUCCUUCCUGAUUCAGAAUGGUUUGCUGGGAUUCGAAUCCCUCAAGGUGGGCCAACUUCUCCCACAUUCAGCCUUGUCUCUUCAAACCCAUUUGGCUUCAAGGAAGAAACGCUUGCCAGUGCCAGUGGUUCUCGCAUGUGGACUCCAGGGCAAAGUGGAACAUGCUCACCUGCAAUUGCAGCAGGCUCUGAUCAUACUGCAGAUGUUCCAAUGUCUGAAGUAAUUUCAGAUGAGUUUGCAUUUGGAUGUAACACAGUGGGACUAGUGAAGCCAUGGGAAGGAGAGAGGAUCCAUGAGGAGUGUGGCUCAGAUGAUCUAGAGCUCACUCUUGGGAGCUCGAGGACCAGAUAAGGGAUUGAAUAAGUGAAAAAGCUCAAUGCUAUCCAUCUCUCUCUCUCUCUCUCUGAAAAAGAGAGUCCAUAUUUAUGAUGUUCCAGAAAAGAGUAACAGAGGGGAUUCAAGGUGAGUUCGGGAGUUGUUCUCCCUUCCUUUUUUUUUUCCUUUCCUUUUUUUUAAUUUAUUUUUGAAUCAUAUAUAGUCCUUCAAAGUGUGGGGUGGUUUCACAACCCUUUCAUGUGUUCUCUUUCCUAUUUUUAAUCCAAAUUUUAUUGAAAGAACUGAUAUACAUGUAUGGAUUGGCUGCCUUUGUUGCCCGGUUUGCCUUUGAAAGUAAUUGUCAACAACUCUAGUGAAUUGGAAUGUACCCCAAUGGCUAAACCUUUUGUCAAAUUUGGAUAGAGUAGACUUCCUUUACCA
Messenger RNA from Vitis riparia (riverbank grape), 1790 nucleotides. Its product is annotated as BES1/BZR1 homolog protein 4-like. Gene Ontology annotation, molecular function: DNA-binding transcription factor activity. The record is from RefSeq and is a predicted model, not a curated record. The transcript is spliced from 3 exons. NCBI's taxonomy places the organism in Eukaryota, Viridiplantae, Streptophyta, Magnoliopsida, Vitales, Vitaceae. Gene Ontology annotation, biological process: DNA-templated transcription; brassinosteroid mediated signaling pathway. The coding region runs from base 405 to 1385 and encodes 326 amino acids.